AUGGUUCGAAUGAGCGUCCUUGCCGACUGCCUAAAGUCGAUUGUCAACGCAGAAAAACGAGGAAGACGACAAGUCCUUGUGAGGCCCUCGUCCAAAGUUGUCGUGAAGUUUCUGCAAGUUAUGCAGAAGCACGGAUAUAUAGGCAACUUUGAUGUCGUCGAUGACCAUCGCAGUGGCAAAAUCGUAGUCGAGCUCUUAGGACGCAUCAACAAGUGCGGAGUUGUUUCACCUCGAUACGACCUCUCACUAGAUGACCUAGAACAGUGGUCCUCUAACAUACUGCCCAGUAGACAGUUUGGACACCUUGUGUUAACCACUGCCUAUGGGAUCAUGGAUCACGAAGAGGCACGUAGAAAACACACAGGAGGGAAAAUACUCGGAUUCUUCUUUUAA
This is a messenger RNA of Theileria annulata, 393 nucleotides long. Its product is annotated as 40s ribosomal protein s15a, putative. Gene Ontology annotation, cellular component: ribosome; cytosolic small ribosomal subunit. The transcript has a single exon. Gene Ontology annotation, molecular function: structural constituent of ribosome. The coding region runs from base 1 to 393 and encodes 130 amino acids. The record is from RefSeq and is a predicted model, not a curated record. Lineage: Eukaryota; Apicomplexa; Aconoidasida; Piroplasmida; Theileriidae. Gene Ontology annotation, biological process: translation.